Messenger RNA from Candida tropicalis MYA-3404, 1446 nucleotides. RefSeq lists its product as uncharacterized. Gene Ontology annotation, molecular function: transmembrane transporter activity. Bases 1 to 1446 code for a protein of 481 amino acids. The record is from RefSeq and is a predicted model, not a curated record. The transcript has a single exon. Gene Ontology annotation, biological process: transmembrane transport. NCBI's taxonomy places the organism in Eukaryota, Fungi, Ascomycota, Pichiomycetes, Serinales, Debaryomycetaceae.
AUGGUAGAAACGGACACACCAACAGAUUCACCAUUCACGAUACUAACUCCAACAGAGAAAAUAUGGUUGGUGAUUCUUAUAAGUUGUAGUGGAAUAUGGUCUACAUUAUCAACAUCAAUCUAUUUCCCUGCAUUACCUGAAUUAUCCCAUGAUUUUAAAAUAUCACCAGGAAUGACUAAUAUUUCCGUAGUUACCUAUUUAAUUUUUCAAGGGUUGAGUCCUACAAUAAUUGCAACAUUUGCUGAUUCUUAUGGACGUAGGCCAUGUUUGAUUUAUUGCUUAGUUGGAUAUUGUGCUGUUAAUAUUGCAAUUAGUAGAGUUAAUGUAUUUUGGCUAUUAAUUGUACUUCGAUGUAUUCAAGCAGCUACAAUAUCACCGAUUAUUGCUGUUUCUGCAGGGAUAGUUUCUGAUUUUACUACUAAAUCUAAUCGUGGAAGGUUUAUAGGCAUUAUUCAAGGAAUACAAUUAAUAGGUCAAGGAUUUGGUGCAUUGGUUGGUUCGGGGGUUAUUAGUAGGUUUGGCUGGAGAGGUGUAUUUAUAUUUUUGGCUAUUGGAAGUGGAAGUGUGAUGAUUUGUAUUACUUUGAUUUUCCCGGAAACUAAUAGAAAAAUCGUGGGUAAUUUAUCAGUGAUUCCAAAACAUAUAUGGAAUAAAGCACCAGUUAUCUAUUUGCCAUGUUAUAAGAAAAGAUUAACUAAUGAUUUGGAUACAAUAUCUCCACCACAACUGAUUAAUUUAUUAGAUCCUUUCAGGAUUCUAAUUCAACCAGUGAUAUUCUUUACAUUACUCGCGGGAGGAUUUCAAUUUGCUACUUGGACAAUGUGUUUAACUACAUUAUCCACAUCAUUAGAGAAAUAUUAUGGAUAUCUGAUUAUUCAAGUGGGAUUGUGUUACUUAGCACCUGGUAUUGGAACAUUAGUUGGGUCAAUUGUCACCGGUAGAUUUAUUGAUUUUAUCUAUUCAAGAAAAAUCGCUUCAUAUAAUAAAAAAACUGCAAAUUUAUUAGAAGAAGAAAAACCUGAGUUUGAUUUAUUUUCAGCUAGAUUUGAAACUACCAUAUAUACAACAUUAAUGACUAUUAUAUUUUGUAUUGUUUUUGCGUGGUGUUUGGAUAAAAAAGUUCAUGUUGCUCCAAUAUUAAUUUCAUGUUUCUUUGUUUCAUUUGCUGUUGUUUCUUUCUUGUCUUGUAUGAAUACUUUAUUGGUUGAUAUGUUCCCAUCUAAAGGAUCUUCAGCAUCAAGUUGUCUCAAUUUAGUUCGAUGUUUGUUAUCGGCAUUAUUUGUUGGCACAUUAGAUCCAAUGCAAGAAGCAAUGACUAUUGGUGGAUGUUUUACAUUUAUGGCUGGAUUAUGUUUCUUAUCCUAUUUAUUACUUGUCUAUGUCUCACAUACUUCUAGAGAUAACAAAACAAAAGAUUCUAACAUAAAUAAACGGUUGGAAAAUUGA